AUGGAGGACCACUCGGACUUGUCUAUUGGUGCUGCUGCUACCAUGGCGCAUGAGAUUGGCCACAACUUCGGCAUGAGCCACGACCACGACGGCUGCUGUGUGGAGGCCACUGCUGAGCAGGGAGGAUGUGUGAUGGCUGCUGCCACCGGGCAUCCAUUCCCACGAGUUUUCAGCCACUGCAGCAAAUGGGACCUUGACAACUACUUUCAGAAGGGAGGGGGCAUGUGUCUCUACAACAUGCCCAACAUGAAGGACCUGGUAGGAGGCAAGAAGUGCGGCAAUGGCUUUGUGGAGGAUGGAGAGGAAUGCGACUGUGGAGAGCCUGAUAUUAGGCUCACCAUCAAGAAACUCUUUUAUUUCUUGAGCAUAUUUCAAGACUGA
Molecule: messenger RNA, 381 nt
Organism: Menidia menidia (Atlantic silverside)
Lineage: Eukaryota; Metazoa; Chordata; Actinopteri; Atheriniformes; Atherinopsidae
Source: the annotation of a GenBank genome assembly